Molecule: messenger RNA, 2444 nt
Organism: Gambusia affinis (western mosquitofish)
Lineage: Eukaryota; Metazoa; Chordata; Actinopteri; Cyprinodontiformes; Poeciliidae
Product: obscurin-like
Exons: 14
Coding region: 92-2035 (647 amino acids)
Biological process (GO): cell surface receptor signaling pathway
Molecular function (GO): transmembrane signaling receptor activity
Source: RefSeq, a predicted model, not a curated record
AAGAGAAGGAAGAAGAAAGCAAUUACUAAAUUGUCAACUUUUUCUUCCACUUCCAAGUCUGUCUGCCUUUAAAACGUUGAAGUGCGUCUGAAUGAGUGACACGUCCUCGGAGUUGGAUGUGAGGAUGGGUCACCCUUCGCCGUCAGUGCUGGCCGUACUCUGUCUCAUUUCUCUACUUGGGUGUGUAAAAACUCGAGCAGAACCGAAGCCUUUCCUCACCGUGUCUCCAUCAUGGCCGACUCAAGGAGCCUCAGUGACCCUGAGCUGUGAGGUCAAACCUUCAUCUUCAGAAUGGAGGAUCUUCUGGUAUAAAGCUGUUCCUGAUCUGAGGAACAAGAACUACAGAUAUGAGCUGCUCAACGGUAGCAUCCAUGGGACUAAAGAGAACUCCUUCAUCAUUACUGGACAGAAACACUCAGCAGGAUUUGCAUGUAGAGCUGGAAGAGAAAACCCAGAGAUAUCAACUAGUUAUAGUGAGCCAAAGUUUGUCUGGUCUGCAGAUGCUCGUCCAGCAGCCUCUCUGACCGCCAGUCCUGACAGAGAGAAACACUUCACUUCUCAAAACGUCUCAUUAAAAUGUGACGGAAAAUCUACCGACGGGAGAAUAAGAUAUUAUAGACAAAUAAACACUCAGUCGUAUCUAUAUGACUGCUCCACCUGGUGGACGGUGAAUGAAUCCUCAUGCAUCGUCAACAGCCCGUCGGACUAUCAAGCCGUGUACUGGUGUGAGUCUGGAUCAGAGUUCAGCAAUGCAGUCAACCUCACUAUAUACAAGCCGAAGUCAGUCCUGACUGUGUCUCCAUCGUGGCCGACUCCUGGAGCCUCAGUGACUCUGAGAUGUAACCAUGACGACCAGUCUCCAGGUUGGCGGUUCUACUGGUAUAAAGCUGUUCCUCAUAAGACUGAUCAUGGCUACAGACAUGAGCUGCUGCCUGGUAGCAUCAGUGGGACUGUGCAGGAUUCAUUCAUCAUACAUGAACAGAAUCACACAUCAGGAUAUUCAUGCAGAGCUGGAAGAAGAAACCCAGAGCUUUUCACUGAUUACAGUGAACCAAAGUUUGUCUGGUCUGCAGUCUCUCAUCCAGCAGCGUCUCUCUCAGUGAGUCCUGACAGAGAGCAACACUUCACCUCUGAGUCUGUGACUCUGAACUGUGGAGGAAACUCUGCUGAGUGGAGAGUGAUGAGGGUUUCACCAUCAGGUCACCUGACCCAGAUACCAAAGUGCUCUCACUGGGGGAAAAUGUCUGGAUCCUCAUGCAUCGUUAAAUAUCAGUCGAACCCUAAAUCAGUGUUCUGGUGUGAGUCUGGAUCAGGAGAGUUCAGCAACGCAGCCAACGUCACCUUACACACUAGAGAUCUUCUCCUGGUGAGCCCCGUCCAUCCUGUCACUGAAGGAGCUUCUGUUACUCUGAGCUGCAGAAUGAGAGGAGAAAACAAACUUUCUAAUGUGACUUUCUAUCAUAAUGACAAAUUGAUCCAACAUGACAGCACAGGAGAGCUGAAUAUCUCUGCAGUGUCUCAGUCAGAUGAAGGUUUCUACAAGUGUGAACAUUCAGGAAACGUUUCACCUCAGAGUUGGAUGGCUGUUGAAGGUGUUUCCAAACCUGGGAGCUCUUCAUUUCCAGUGCUGUUGGUCCUUGGUGUAGUUUGUGGAUCCGUAUUUGUCAUUCUGCUGCUCCUGCUGUGUGGCUUUAGGCUUUCACAAGGUUCUUCCCACAGGGUGAUCCAGUCAGAGAUCGCUGAUCAGCGAUCUUCUAUAGAUCAGCCUCUCAAUCAGACCAAUGAGCGCAGCUCGUCUUCUCAUGAUGAAGAUGAAGCCGGUGAUGUCACAUACGCUCACAUUAAGUUCAAAAACGCCAAAAGAGGCAGAGUCCAACACAGUACGCUGGAUAUGAAAGGGAGGACUCACGACCCAGAAGAGGGCGCUGUUUACUCCGAUGUGAGGACGGCAGCUGCAGAAGCACUGAGUGCUGCAGCAGCUGACGCAGCGCUUUACUCUGAAGUCAGGAAAGGACCUAAGAAGAGAGUAAGCUAGUUGGGUUAACGCUAAACUGCAUGUUAUUUAAUAGAGCACAUAUUUUUAUAAAGGUCAGGUAAGCAUUACCUGAAUGAUCUUAUUUCACAAGUCCUGUCAGUGAGCUCCAUAUAUAAAACCAAAACUAUCUAUUUUUUUGCAAAGCCAGUUAUAUUUUGUUUUCUACCUAAACACCAGACAUUUUUUCUCUUAUUUAUGGAACAUGUUGACUCAGUAAUGUUUUUAUCUAUUUUAUAUCCCUGUAAAUAAAAUAAAUGCUUUUAUUUGUGCCAUUCCUAAUAUCUGGUGCCAUUUGACUGUUGUAAAUCUAAAUAAAUAUUAAUAUAUAUAUUUUCUUUCUUGAUUUUUAUUAUUUAAUCUGAGAACACGCUUGUUAGACUACAAGAGAAUAAAUCUUGCUUUUUUUUUA